GAGAGAUACUUCCUCUGUAUAUAAACACCUGUUUUUAAAACUGUAUAACACAAUAGUGUCUUUGGAAAACGGUUUCAUAUAACAUAAAGACAAUAGCGAAUGUGACUAUGUAUUUAUUUAUCCGUUAAUGUAUUUAAGACCUGUUUCGUGAACGUGUGGCUGUGACCGUCCUGUCAUCACUGUUUGAUAUCUUUUACUGCAGGGGUUAUGUAAAGUUGGUUACACCAGCAGCACAGUUAGUCACCGACGCUCUGGACAACAUGAAAACAGCCUAACCAGCUCUGCAAGGGUCAUUUCACAGGUCCAAUGGCAGCCAUGGUGAAGUCUGAGAGCGAUAUUUAUCCAGAAACGAAACACUGUCACUCAUUCUCCUUCAGUUUCCAAACUCAUAAAAUAACCAAAGAGGAAAUCACCUGCACCAAACCUGGAACAAUAUUGAGAGCACUUGAAACUAAUGACACAUUCAAGGGGUUAAACCAAAUGGACAAGAAGACACUGAAAGGGAAAGACAUUGUCAUCAAGAGUUGUAAGGGGUACAUAGUGAAGCACUUUCCAUGUUGGCUGAUCGAAGAGGAUGACCUUCUCACUAUUGAGAUGGUCACACAUGCCACAGAUGAAACUGCAGGGGACACGGAUGAGGAAACAGACAAUUAUGUCACUUUCUCUGUUGAGACAAGAGCAGGGAAAAACAGCAAAUCAAAAACAAUACUUAGAAACAUACAACUUGAGUCCUACGGACCUCUAUGUGUCUAUGCAAAACAGAAGGAGGAAGUGAAGCAGGCUCUACGAAAUGAUGGACGCUUCUCUGACAUUGUGUUUGAACAGAAAUGUCAGCUCUCUGAGCGAAUCAAAGGAAGCAAGGUUUCAAUGGGGCAAAUAGCAAAAAAACUUAACGGUCGAGACUUUGAAAUCUGUCUGACAAAAUUUAAGAAAACGGCAACUAAGAUGGAAACAUCUGACUCCAGAAUAAAAACAAAAAACGUAAACUCUGAAGGAGACGCCACACAAACAUCUCUGUUCGACCCAAGCCCUGACUCUGAAGGAGACGGCACACAGACGUCUCCAUCGACGCUAACAACUAAAACAUCAGAUGUAGGGGAGUCCUCUUCGAGAAGAAAGCAGAAACGGAAAUGCAAUCCCAUUCCAGACCAUGGUGAAAUAUUGAAGAUCCUUCGCAACCAGUUUGAUGAUCUGGUGAAGCAGAUGGAAAGUAGGAGGGAGGACAGACAAAAGAAGACAUUUCCUGAAGAGUUGGAACUCAUGAAGCAGGAAUUCGGGAAAAUCAGACAAAAGUUCUCAGAGGUUCACAGAGUGAAGAAAUUGAUUGAACUUGGUGCCUCCGUUUGUCAGGUGAUUGUUGACGGUGUUCAGGGUGUUCAGGGAACAGGCUUUGUGCUGUUUGACAACUUCGUCCUAACAAAUGCACAUUUGUUUGGUGACAAUGUAAGACAUAACAUGCAGCUGUUAGUCGAUGUAUCUGUGAAGUUCAACUAUGAAAAUCCAAAUGGAUCCGAUGUGAACGUAUUCAAAGCCAAAACCCUGCUGAUCGACUUUCAAUAUGAAGAUAAGGGAAAACAUUAUAUAGACUAUGCCAUACUGGAGAUGGAUCCUCAGAAUAAGAAGCAACAGAAGAAGGUUCCUCCUGGUCUCCUCCGUGAAUAUGGCCCAGUUCCAGCAUGCGGUGGGGCCUGCCUCAUUGGACACCCAGGUGGACUGGUGAAACAAAUGGAACCCACCUCCAUCAUUGGCAGUGAGAUAAGAGAGGAGGCUGCGAAUAAAUAUAAACGGGAAAAUGGACAUGCAAUCUUCACAAUAAAUGAUGCCGUUGAAAAACAGAAAAAGCGCUACGAGGAAGUGAUGCAGGAGAACAAGGACGACUUUGUGACCUAUAACACCUCCUUCUUCCAUGGAUCUUCUGGCUCUCCAGUCUUCGAUGACCUUGGUCGAGUGUUUGGCAUGCAUACUGGUGGCUUUGACUAUGAGGAUAAACUCACUCAGAGCACUCAGAGUGUGAUAGAGUACGCCCUCCCUCUGCUCACCAUAUUACAGAACUUUGUCAUCCGUUUGGAGGAGGACAACAAUCAGGCAGUUUUGAAAAGAGUUCAGGAAGAGGCACAGAAAAACGUCUUCCUGAUUGAGGCUCUUUUCAAGACCGAUGAGCCUAUGGAUAUGUCGUAGGAGAUUUUUGCAAAUACAGCUAAUACAAUGCCACCCAGUGGUUGUCCUGGGAACAACGCAACAAUGCCACCCAGUGGUUGUCCUGGGAACAAUGCCACCCAGUGGUUGUCCUGGGAACAACACAACAAUGCCACCCAGUGGUUGUCCUGGGAACAACACAACAAUGCCACCCAGUGGUUGUCCUGGGAACAACACAACAAUGCCACCCAGUGGUUGUCUUGGGAACAACACAACAAUGUCUAUUAAGAAUUCAGAGGGAGGCUGCAAAUACUGUAAUGUCAGUAUUCAUGUUCAACCAUUCCACUAGUGCCUUUCAGGGUAUUGAUAAUAUUACUUGUCCUAGGUCAAAGGUACUUUUAUUUUUUUUAUAUAUAAUUUGUAUUGUGUUAUCUCAUGCACCUUUGUUUUCUGUAAUUCUCAUCACUGGUUCCUUACAAUGUACUCUGCAUUUAUGUGAAGUAUGGUUUCCUUUGAAAAACAGACUUUGGCCAUAGUGGGCCUUCCCUGCAAAAAUAAACAUUUAAUAGAUUAAGACAUCUACCUAGAUCAGAUUGCAACUAUCUAAAUAUUGUUUUAUUGUGUUCUACAUUUUGAUUACUUGUCUUUUGCUUUAACUUGUCUCAAAAUAUCAUGUUGAAUAGAGUCAUGUUGAAUAGAAUAGAGUCGUGUUGAAUAGAGUCGUGUUGAAUAGAAUAGAGUCGUGUUGAAUAGAGUCAUGUUGAAUAGAAUAGAGUCAAUAGAGUCGUGUUGAAUAGUCGUGUUGAGUAGAGUCAAUAGAGUCGUGUUGAAUAGAGUCAAUAGAGUUGUGUUGAGUAGAGUCAAUAGAGUCGUGUUGAAUAGAGUCAAUAGAGUCGUGUUGAAUAGAGUCAAUAGAGUCGUGUUGAAUAGUCGUGAUGAGUAGAGUCGUGUUGAAUAGAGUCAAUAGAGUCGUGUUGAGUAGAGUCAAUAGAGUCGUGUUGAAUAGAGUCGUGUUGAGUAGAGUCAAUAGUCGUGUUGAAUAGAGUCAAUAGAGUUGUGUUGAGUAGAGUCAAUAGAGUCGUGUUGAAUAGAGUCAAUAGAGUCGUGUUGAAUAGUCGUGAUGAGUAGAGUCGUGUUGAAUAGAGUCAAUAGAGUCGUGUUGAAUAGUCAAUAGAGUCGUGUUGAAUAGUCAAUAGAGUCGUGUUGAAUAGUCAAUAGAGUCGUGUUGAAUAGAGUCAAUAGAGUCGUGUUGAAUAGAGUCAAUAGAGUCGUGUUGAAUAGAGUCAAUAGAGUCGUGUUGAAUAGAGUCAAUAGAGUCGUGUUCAAUAGAGUCAUGUUGAAUAGAGUCGUGAUGAAUAGAGUCAUGUUGAAUAGAGUCAAUAGAGUCAUGUUGAAUAGAGUCAUGUUGAAUAGAGUCAUGGCUCACUACUUUUGUACUCUUCUGAGACGGUGACUUCCCAGUGACUUCAGGUCCUUUGUAGCUCAGUUGGUAGAGGAUGGUUAGAUUCCUAGGACCACCCAUACUUACAAAACAAUAUUUUAUGCAGUGUAACUGUAAGUCUCUUUGGAUAAAAGCGUCUGCUAAAUGGCAUAUUAUAUUACUUCAUGGAUCCAUAGUUUUGCUUUCUUGGUUUGACAUGUAAAGGUUAAUAAUGAAUACAAUGUGGUAACUGUGAUUACAUUGGAAUACUGUAUGUAUCAUUUAGACAUUGUUACAACUCAUGAAAUGAAAACGAUCAUGCAUAAAACUAGUGACAGACUAAUCAAUAAAUGUGUUGACAAUUACA
Molecule: messenger RNA, 3923 nt
Organism: Salvelinus fontinalis (brook trout)
Lineage: Eukaryota; Metazoa; Chordata; Actinopteri; Salmoniformes; Salmonidae
Product: serine protease FAM111A-like
Exons: 5
Coding region: 307-2178 (623 amino acids)
Source: RefSeq, a predicted model, not a curated record